Molecule: messenger RNA, 1472 nt
Organism: Aspergillus welwitschiae
Lineage: Eukaryota; Fungi; Ascomycota; Eurotiomycetes; Eurotiales; Aspergillaceae
Exons: 1
Coding region: 850-1170 (106 amino acids)
Source: RefSeq, a predicted model, not a curated record
AAGAACGAGCAAUGGACGAUUGGGCGACUGGCUGAUUAUAUACAACCACUUGAUUGUCCCGUGAACGUCAUGUGACUCGGCUCCCCUCUCAAUCCGGCGAUGCUGAAACCAAAGUUCGGAUUGAUGCAGCAAUUCAGCUUCCCAUUUUCAGGCGAACCAAAUUGUUUGCCCUGAGACCAAUCUUUCAUCUCCCAUCACAACAACGGACCAGUGUCCUCCGCCACCGCCACGAUCGACGAAUCCCCGGAUCGGCAUCCUUCUCAUCCCCCGGCCUUGACGUCCCCGCGCCAGACAAGUGAUGGUCAUUGCUUUGCAUCAUUGGACAGGAAGAGAAAGGCCCGGGGAAGCAAGGGAUGAGCACUUCCUUUCCUUUUUCUCCCCCAGUUUACUACGAUCAGUGGUGGGAUUGGUGGUGCUCUGUUUAUCAACCAUGUGGUAUGAUAUCAUCUGCGGGGAUGGACAUGCCAAUCUCUGCAAAGACGGUCCUAUGGGUGAGCUGUGUCACUCCUGGUCGGCUGCAACUCUGCCAGGACACCUCUGCUCCGGCCAAUGACAGCCCAUAUUGCCACGACAAAUGAUUGCCGGUCUCUGGCAUUUCCCACGGCACCAGAACAGCCAGCUCGGGCCAACGUUCUGGCUGCUGGCACGGAAGGUAUACGAAGGUAGUAUGCGAAUCUGCAACAUCACAGCUAUCUGUCCUACCCUGCCAAAAAAGGCCGCGGUGAUAAUCCUGCAUGCCACCAACGCAAUGGUACUAAAUACCUCACCCAGUUUGAAUUCCUAAUUAAACGUCCAAAAACAAACCGAAAUGCGCUUCUCAAGCUGCUUUCCAGUGCUCAAGCUUGGUUGAUGGUGAAUGUGACAAUCGACGUCAUUCUGCUUCCGCCUCCAUCCCCUAAACAGCCACAUGGCUUCGAAAGAAUGGGAUCCAAACUCCUGCCCGCCAGUUUGAGCGAAAAAGGGUUCCAGAACCUCGAUACCAAGGGAAGGUCAUCCGAAGAGUGCGCGCGUUCUUACUUUUUCCGCUGCAGCGUAUCAGGAGAAUACCCAAGUUACUCAAACUGGUGCUGGCAAACUCAACUGCUAAUUCCACCGAUUGUAUCCCUGGGUGCGUACCUUGUCAGCGUCACACUUUGCCUUCAUCAUCGCCUGAAGGCGAGCUUUGGUUAAAGAUGAUCGCGGGCGGCUAGUACCGGGGGCUCCUCGGGCGGGUCACUGCUGAGACUAGCCCAUGCAAAGUAGUAGGCAGUAUGCAUAGUAGAGGGGCUCUCUUCUCAGUUCUACAGUAUACUACAUAGUAGAUAUAUGUACAGAGUAUCAUCCAGUACUAUUACGCUAACAGUUGAAAUAUUGCCAGCUUGAAAAUAUCAUCAUGCUGGGUUGCCCUCUGACUUGAGGUAAGAACCACCACUACUUACCAGUAGUAAAAUAUAUAAUACUACCAAUAGUAACAGUUGUUACAAUCAUGCUGU